Helianthus annuus (common sunflower) is the source of this 2467-nucleotide messenger RNA. RefSeq names its product phosphate transporter PHO1 homolog 9. The coding region runs from base 156 to 2357 and encodes 733 amino acids. The transcript has 9 exons. Gene Ontology annotation, molecular function: inositol hexakisphosphate binding. The record is from RefSeq and is a predicted model, not a curated record. Gene Ontology annotation, biological process: phosphate ion transport; cellular response to phosphate starvation. Gene Ontology annotation, cellular component: Golgi apparatus; plasma membrane; trans-Golgi network. NCBI's taxonomy places the organism in Eukaryota, Viridiplantae, Streptophyta, Magnoliopsida, Asterales, Asteraceae.
AACCCAGAACAUAGUGGGCAUGAAGCCGGAAGCUGGUGAGUUUCUUCCAAAUUUGAAUUGUAUGUAAAACUAGACCAUUAUAAAUCAUCUAACGGAGAUAUAUUGUUUAUUCCUAUAUCAACGUUUAAUCUUCUCUAUAAAAUAUCGAACCGACAAUGAAAUUUGAAAAAGAAUUUGCUUCACAGACUGUGCCAGAAUGGCGAGAAGCAUAUAUGAAUUACAAAUACCUCAAGACUCUCUUAGAACAAAUCUUGAUUUUCCGGCAGCGGCAGCCACCGGAGAACCAAGCGAACCGGCCAAAGCCAUCCCGGUCUUUAAAGAGGAAGGUGUCCCUACUCAGAGCUUUCAGUGGGCUAACUAACAACAGCUUCAUAAAACACAAAGAAGAUGAGGUGAUUGUAGUAAAUGCAAUGCAGCAAGUUGAUGAAGAACAACAAGGUGGCGAGUGUCCGAAUUACCAGACUGUUUUCCUCCGGUCAUCCGAGGAUGGGGGAGAUUUAGACCUUGUGUUUUUUAAAAGACUUGAUGAUGAAUUUAAUAAAGUGGUACGUUUUUAUAAAACCAAAGUGGAGGAGGUGGUGCGGGAGGCUGGGGAGUUGAGUAAUCAAAUGGAUGCUCUCAUUGCUCUUAGAAUCAAAGUAAACAAUCCAUCAAUCGAGGUGACUGAAGAACAUCAAAAUCAUCCAAAGAGAUUGGAAGAGGCAGAUGAACACAAGAUGGCGUCUUUAGAAGUUUUAGAUCGCGUAAAGAUCAACGCGACCAGUGAAACACCACGAUCCACCGUUAGAAAUGUUUUCAAUAGUUUGAAUGUGGAUUUGAACUACAGCAGAAAUGAGCUCAAAAAUGCCCAAGGAAAGUUGAAGCAGGCUUUUCUUGAGUUCCAUGAAAAGCUUCGGUUUCUGAAGAACUACACUUUCCUGAAUCAAAUGGCCUUCUCCAAGAUCAUGAAGAAGUAUGAUAAGAUCACAUCAAGAAAUGCGUCGGAUGUUUACUUGCAGAUGGUUGAAGAAUCUUACUUGAGCCAAUCUGAGGAGGUUGCAAAGCUCAUAGAGAGAGUCGAAGCAGUAUUCAUAAAGCACUUCUGUAAAGGCGAUCGUCAACGAGCAAUGAACACCUUAAGACUGAAAUCUAAAAGAGAGAAGCAUCGAGUUACAUUCUUUGUUGGGGUCUUCUUUGGAUGCUCAUUAGCACUUGUUGUCGCGAUCAUUAUAAGUAUACAUGCUCGAGAUCUUCUCCAGGGUGAAGGACACACUAAGUACAUGAACACCAUCUUCCCACUAUACAGCUUAUUUGGAUUUAUCGUGUUGCAUAUGCUGAUGUAUGCUGGAAAUAUAUACUUUUGGGUGCGCUAUCGUGUCAAUUACGUGUUUAUAUUUGGAUUUAAGCAAGGAACAGAAAUGGGUUUCAAACAAAUUCUGCUCCUCACUUUUGGUCUGUCAGUUCUCAUUCUUGCAGCUGUACUCUCAAAUCUUGAAAUGGAAUUGGAUCCAGAAACUGAAAGUUACAAGGCAUGGACUGAAUUACUCCCUUUGGGCUUGGUCAUUGUUGUGGUUUUGAUGACAAUCUGUCCAUUUAAUAUCUUGUAUCGAACAAACCGUUUCUUCUUCUUGGUGUGUUUAUGGCACUGCAUUUGUGCUCCUCUUUACAUGGUCACACUUUCUGAUUUCUUUUUGGCUGAUCAGUUUACCAGUCAGGUUCAGUUAUUGAGGAAUAUACAGUUCUAUGUAUGUUACUAUGGGUGGGGAGAUUUUAAGAAGAGAGAUGCAACGACUUGCAACGAAAGUAACAUUUUUGAAAUUAUUUCUAUAGUUAUCGCUGUUGUCCCAUAUUGGAUUCGAGUUCUACAGUGUAUAAGACGCUUUUGUGAAGGAUCUGAUUCUACACAAGCUAUGAAUGGACUCAAAUACCUAUCUACCAUUGCUGCUGUAGUUUCAAGGACAAUUUAUAUUCAAAGAAGAGGAACAAGCUUGAAGAUCCUAGCUGCAUCCACCUCAGGAGUCGCAACAAUUUUCAAUACCUACUGGGAUAUAGUGAUGGAUUGGGGUCUACUAUGUAGGAAUUCUGAGAAUCCAUGGUUGAGAGACAAGCUCAUUUUGCCCAACAGAUUUGUCUACUUCAUAGCAAUGGUAUUGAAUGUGAUCCUGAGACUUGCGUGGAUGCAAACUGUAUUGGAUUUCCAUGAAGCCCCUUUUCUACAUAGGAAUGCCCUGAUUGCAAUUGUAGCGAUUUUGGAGAUUAUCCGACGUGGCAUAUGGAAUUUCUUCAGGUUGGAGAAUGAGCAUUUGAAUAAUGUUGGGAAAUUUCGAGUUGUCAAGUCGGUGCCUUUACCUUUUAGUUACGAAGACAAGGAUCUAUAAAUAAUUAAUUCGUUUGCAAGUUUUGUAUUUCUAUUAAAAAUACAAAAAAAUUCAAAUAAUAUAUUUUUAUGUAAAUAGCAUUUAACAUGUAAAAAAGUUUAUGUGAAAAA